CCUGUGGUUGAAUUCAAACAUCAAUCAAACUUUUAACAUCUGUGCGUCAAACAACAACAAGUCAAGAACGAACAAUCUUAGUCAAUUUAUGAUUGUUUUUCAUUGUUUUAUGUUAAAGUUCUCUUAUUUGGUCAAUCAGAGCUGUUUACCAAAUUUGUGACUUAUAAGUGUGUUUCUUUAGUGUAUGUAUUAUCGCUGCUUUAGCUAUCAGUAGAUUAGAAAUAUAUCUUACUGGGAUUCUUAGUAAUUGAAAGGUAACUAGUUAUCGGGUAUUGUUCGUUGUGAAUAAUCCUGCCAUAAUUUAUUAUUAAUAACUGUUGAACAUUUUUGAACGGUAUGGGUUUACCUUUGCCAAUACCACCUUGUGCUAAAAGAGACGGUAAUGUUGGAUUGGGUCGUGAACGCUUUGAAUAUGCAAGCUGUAUGGCUACCACAUUAUUAGCACCUGUGAAAACAGAACAACAGAUUUUGGAACAUUCCAUGUAUGAAGAUGAUCCCAAUGCAAAUAUACAAUUACCAAGUGAGGUUGGUUCAAAACCUCGCUGGGGACCUCGCCACCGUGGAGCUCAAGAGCUUGCUGAACUCUAUAGUCCUGGGAAACGACUUCAGGAAUGGGUAUGCGUAGUGGCCUGCUGUACAUUAUGUAUAACUGCGGGCAUUUUAAUGGCCAGACAUAUUCGGGCAGACGCCUCUCUAUUAUUGGCCGCUCUUGCUGGUGUUCUUACUGCUGAUUUUGCUUCAGGGGUUGUACACUGGGCUGCAGAUACAUGGGGAGCUGUUGAUUUACCAGUGAUCGGCAAAAAUUUUUUACGUCCUUUUCGCGAGCACCACAUCGACCCCACGUCAAUAACACGACAUGAUUUCGUGGAGACGAAUGGUGAUAAUUUCGCCAUCACAGUACCUGUUUUAGCACGUAUUGUAUGGCAAUUGACGACUUAUGAUAAUGCAAUUAUCGAAAAAGAAUUUCAUUGGAUUUCGUACUGGUAUUUGUGUUGCAUCUUCGUGGCUAUGACAAACCAGAUUCACAAGUGGUCUCACACUUAUUUUGGGUUACCGACGUGGGUAGUCCUAUUACAAGAAUGGCACAUAGUGCUUCCCCGGAAACAUCACCGCAUUCACCACGUGGCGCCGCACGAGACUUACUUCUGUAUUACCACCGGCUGGUUAAACUACCCGCUAGAAAAACUACGCUUCUGGUCCACUUUAGAGACAAUCAUUGAAACUCUGACUGGGUGUAAACCGCGAGCGGAUGAUAUGAAAUGGGCACAAAAACGCUCCUAGGACUUGUUUCUCCACAUUGGGGUAGCUUUUCUUUUCUACCGCGUGUCCACAUAUUAUUUAAAUGAAAUAGUAAUAUAGUUUACUUUAGUGUUUAAAAAAUAAGAUGAAAGAGUUUAUUUAUUACUAGCUGUGCCCGCGACUUCGUCCGCGUGGAAUAGUUAUUUUGGGCAUCAUUGAAGCCUUCAAGGAUGAAUAAUUUACCCCGUUUAUUUCACAUUUUCCAUUCCAAAAGGCCUAAAGCCUUCCUCGAUAUAUGGUCUAUUCAAUACAAAAAUAAUUUUUCAAUUCGAGCCAAGUAGUUCCUGAGAUUAGCGCAUUCAAACAAACAAACUCUUCAGCUUUGUAAUAUUAGUAUAGAUUUGCUUGUUAAAAAUGUGUAUCGAGUUUACACGAGGCCUAGUGAAACUGAUCUUAGGUAAAGAAUCAUCAGACUGUGCUAUAAACAAUAUUUAGGAACCUACAUCAAAUAUACAUAUUUGGCAAGACUGUUCAUUUUAGGUUUUUGCCUUAUUAACUAAAUAAAUGCAAGUUUGAAGUACAAUAUCCUGCAAUAAUCUUAGAGUUAAGAAUAGGCACUAAAAUAUGAUUAAUUAGACCAAAGAAUUUAGACGAGCGUUUUGUAUCAAACCUACUUUUCGGUUAUUCUCUCGGGCUUGUAAAAUGAGGUACCUAUACUUAAUAUAAUUAAAUUUUACAGAACUUUAUGUUAGUAAUUUGUCAGAUCAAAUUGUGUUAAAUAACUCGAGUAAACUAAGUUUGUUUCAUGAUGCCUAUAAAUGUGUGUUCGAAGACCUCAUCAAUUAUGACUAAUUAAUUCAUACAUAACUUAGCAAUUUCACAUUUAACCAGAUAUUUGAGUGUCGUCUGCUAGACUUUAUGACGCCUUCAGACACUCAGCUGAUUGGCGUGUUGUCGUCAAUCAAAUGCUUAAGCAGGUACAGUAACUUAAUGCUUCUGCUUAAUUAAAAUAACUGUUCCUACACCUGCAUAAGUAAAUAAGUGGUUAAGUAACUGUGCCCACCAGGGCAAGGCUAAAAAGUAGCAGAAUAAUUCUAGUUACAGAAACAGCUGUUAUCCUAUCUCCAUAUCGCGUAUCUAGUUAGAUUUUCGAUUUUUUUUACAUCUAUCACUCAAUGAUGCUUUUCAUUCGAUUUUAGCAGCCGAUUCCUACUUAUUAACUACAGCCAAUGACAACAGAAUUUGUCAGGAUUUAAAAUAAAAGAAAAAAUAUGAAACGAUUUGGAAAUAGGACUUAGUUUUGAUAGUAUGUGCUUAAUUCAAUUAAUGUGCAUACUCCAUUGUACACCAUUUAUCAUUUAAUAUAUGUAAAUGUAAUUCUGAAAAAUAAGACUUCUCGCGGAAUCCCUAAAGAUUCGUCAGGAUCGCGUCAUGACUGUUUGUCUGUGUUCGAUUUUAUGACGCGCUCGAUUAACGCCUAAGGUCACCAACUACUUUUUAGUAUAUUAUAAAUAUUACGUGCCCAGUAUCUGCAUAUAACCACGAUCCAGGUAUGAAUAAAUAAGGUAAUAACAGGAAACAAUUCCCGUUCUCAUCUGACCUCUGUGUGUUUAUGUAUAUUUUUGAUACCUACAUUGCUUUGGCUCUUUGUCAAUAAUAAUUACUUACAAUAGCAACAUGGUGUGCUAUUUCAAUUCAAUAAUGUCAAAUGAGAAGCUGCACAUAAAUCAUAUUUGGGGUUAAUAGAAAUAAUAAAUCGGCGAUAAGCCAUGGACUGAGGAGUACCUACCUAUUAAGUAGGUAAUGUACCUAAUAAACAGGAUGCGCACUUUUUUCUUGAACCUAAGUGAUGGGGGUGUCGGAGCCCUUCGCACAAAUGUAUACUCUCAAAUCUUAGCUUCACUUUGUUUUUGAACGUUUGUUCGAUUAAAUAAAAAAUCGAAGUAAGUUACAUAUAGGUACCGUGAUUUCUCUGAACCCUGUUCCCAAUGGGGCAGCUAUUAUAAGGACCUGGUCUAUGAAGAUUUUACUACAUUCCUACGUAAUGCCAGAGUGUGCCCGUCUCCUUGCUGUUCCGCGUUGGGAAUAGGAUUUUGAAUAUCGUUUGACCUAUCGAUAGACAUUUAAUGUUUAUGCAUGGUUCAACCGAUCUAUACGAGUAUUAAAGUUUUAAGUAGUCAUGUUUAUAUUUAUUUUAAUUGAUAGUGUUUUUUUUUGUAAUGUCAUGUAGCAAAGUUGUUACAUGUUAAGUGAUCGGCCAUUUAGAUAUCAGAAUGAACGGUCACCCUAAAAUGUUUCAAUUCUAUUAAAUUACGACGGAAGCAAUGAUAAAUGCAAGGCAGUAUUGUUUUUGGCAUAAAAAAUAAUACGCUCAAUGUAAAUCACCUUUAGUAGCCGUUCAUGAGUGUGGUAGGUACCUAAAGUUUCGUCCGAUGUAUUGUUGUGAUAUCCGAUGUAUAAUUUUGCAAUCACAAAUAAAUUAAGUAUAUGCAUAGCGUACUAAUUAAAAAAGGAAUUUAAUUCUGUGAUUUGUGCCUCAAUUGUAUAAAUAUUAAAAAUGAUAUUUUAAAACGUUUUUAUAUAAUUACUGAGUAAGCACUGUUAGAUUAUAUAGAACUUAUCAACUCAAAACUUUGUAACUUGGUACAAUAAAAAUGAAUGAAUGGAGAACUUAAAUAAUAUUGAAAUUGUUGAAUUUUUACGUAAUACCUAAGUGCCUAAUUCAAAACAAACAGUUAUCUCAAUAAAAUAUCAAAAUCUUUCAGUAAAUUACUACUUUAGAAUAUUAUAUAUACUAUACAUAUACUAUUCUGAAGUAUAUAUAUAUAUCUUUCUAUCUAUAUAGAUAUAAAAUUACUUCAGAAUAUUUUUUUGUUAAUUCAUUUUGUAUUUCAUAUUCACCUAGUCAGCUUUGUUAUUCCGCCGCUGAUACGCGUAUACUUUCGAAUAAAUUUUGUUAAAUUCCA
This is a messenger RNA of Amyelois transitella, 4205 nucleotides long. It is a transcript of the gene Kua, whose product is annotated as plasmanylethanolamine desaturase 1. The transcript has 4 exons. Gene Ontology annotation, molecular function: oxidoreductase activity. The coding region runs from base 337 to 1281 and encodes 314 amino acids. The record is from RefSeq and is a predicted model, not a curated record. NCBI's taxonomy places the organism in Eukaryota, Metazoa, Arthropoda, Insecta, Lepidoptera, Pyralidae.